CGGCGGUACAAAUCUCUGCAGUCCCGCAUAGCAACGGGCGGCGACGCGCCUCGCGGACGCAACACAAGAAGCCGUAACACUUUGUUUUUUUCGUGUGAGUUUAAAGGCACAGGUCUAACGAGCGCCGGCAAAGCGAAGUUUCCCUGCGGCACCUCAAAGUGACUUAGGGGAUGGGUGGGGUGGAGCGGUGGGGGGGUGUGAUAAGUGAGAUGGUCACUAAAAAAAAAGUGAUUUAAGACCCACGCGGAGCCGCAGGCAUUGCGAGGUUGGCAAUCGGCAUCCGCUGGACAUGCGGGAAGCAACCACGGCAGGCGUGGACGCUGACCCCAAGCUGCGAUGCCACGCGGUGCCCCGGGAGCUCACAAGCUGCGGGCGUUGCCAGGCGUGCGUGCUCACCGGCUGGCUGGACCGAACCACGGCCUGGCUGGGCCACUUGGGACAUUCAGCCCAGAGAGACUUCGUGGCCGGCCUUCUGCUGCGCACAAGAGCGAGGAAGUCUCUGAGUCAACUCGCCCAGACGAUCCAGCUUCCAGCCCUGGCCAAAGACCUGACGUACGCCCGAUCGGUCAUUAGCUGGCCGACAGCCAGCAACCUGCUCGUGUGGACGGACGUGCCGGAGAGCCUGCGUGGCGUGGAACACCCCGGCAGGGAGGCUUCCCGCGCGUGGCAGUGGUUCUCGUCCGCCGGCGUCUGGAGCCAGGCCCUCUUCCUACUGGGAGCGCUUCGUGCGUGCGACCCAUGCCUCUCCCUCGAGCUCAGUGAACUCGUGCAGGCGCUCGUGGAGCGGCAGCAUUGCUGGCGAACAGAAGAAGAAGAAGAAGGCAGGCAUGGAGGAGAGGAGGAAGAAGAGGCAAUUGGCGAGACUCGAAGCUCAAGUGACAGCUUCCGGACAGAAGAUCAUCCCGACUUGCAGCUGCUGGUGGCUGCCAGACGGGAUUACUGCGCCAUUUCACCCGGCAUGGUGCCACCGAGCCUGCGCCGAAACAUCGUCGGUGUCAUGGGGUCAGAGGUGAUGCUUUAUUCCAAGAAGAGCAAGACCAAGAUACGUAGAGAUCGUAUUGGAAUGGAAACCUUCCCAAGGCACCUUGGUGGUGUGGGAAAUCAAAGGGACUUAAUCCGGAGCCUUCCUGUGCAUCUCGCCAAAUACAUAUUGGGUAUAUUGGACCAGGCGUCAUUGUCGGCUUGCCGGCACGUGUCACUGCACUGGCGGUACCUCGUGACGGAGGUGCAGAAGGAGAGCAUCGUCAAACAGGUGGUCAGGGACGAGGCCAUGGCAUUGCAGGGAACAUCAGCCAAGAGGGUGAACCCAGUGUACGCUAGGCUACGAGAGGUGGAAGUACCAGCGCUCGCUGAAAAUGGAUUGGACCUCAUCUCCACUGGAGAUAUGGCAUCUCACAGCGCUUCCACCAAGGUGAAUAGCGGCUUCUCCUCUGCACUGCAGGGCAUUGCUACACGGGUGGUACACAUGGAGGAGAGGAAUGUCUACUGCAGCCCUUACAACGUCCUCAUUGUCCUACAAAAAGAGGAGCCGUGCCGGGUGGUGGCGUACGCUGGAGGCCACCUGGCGGCGCUGGGCUCCAUUGACCGGCACGUGCGGCUGCUGGACGUGGAGCGAGCCAAGGAGGUGCCCCCCGUGAUCCGCGGCCACGCGGGCAGCGUCCGCGCUGUCCUCGUGUGCCAGGAGAGGGGCCUCCUCCUCAGCGGCAGCUACGACCUGAGCAUCAGGUCGUGGAACAUGCACAGCGGUGCCUGCCUGCGGAUUUUCCGUGGACACCAGGGCACAGUCACCUGCUUGGCCCUGCACGGAGACUGCUUAGUGUCUGGAGCCAAGGACGCGCAUGUCAAAGUUUGGGACAUUCACACGGGGCGCUGCUUGCACACGCUCAAGCACCGGCGGUGCAUCCGAGCGGUCGGGGCGAACGCCGGGCACGUGGCCAGCGGCUGCGAGGGAGGCCUCGUCAAGCUGUGGCACCUGGAAUCCGGCAGCCUCAUCAAGGUUCUGGAGGGUCAUCGAGGAGCCAUCACAAGCCUUGCUCUGGACGCAUGGCACCUCGUGACAGGAGGCGUGGAUGGAUUCGCCAUGACCUGGAGCAUUCUGGGAAGGCACAGACUCUCCAUUGCAGCUUUCAGGCAUCCCCGGGAGGUGCUGUGCGUGGCCCUGCUGUACCUGCGAGUCGUGACCGGCUGUGCCGACGGCAAGAUCCGCGUGUUCAACCUGCUGUCUGGCGACUGCCUCCGUGUCAUGCGGGGAAACAGCCACUCCGAGCCGAUCACUUACCUGGCCACAAGUGACAGCAGGCUGCUGAUCAACACGCCGACGAGCGUGCUGGUGUUUCAGUUUGAAGACGUGCGGUGGGAUUACGACGCGGCGAGCGAGUGCGUGGAUAAAACGACGGUCGAAGAGGAGGAGGAGGAGGGAGAGGAGGAGAAGCCCGGCAAUGAGCCGGCAGCGCCAGCGCCGCGGCGAGUGCCCACGCGAGCCCGGCGCGUCCGGAAACCUCGCUCGGCGUUACUGGGCAAGACCGCGGCAGCCGGGACGCAUCCGCAUCCACUGCUAGAGAGAGGACACACCGCAUCACUCCCUCUGUCACAAGAUGUCCUGCACAGCUUUGAUCUCCACUGGCAAAAGAGGCCAAUGACAGCAGAUCAAAUAUAUCUCAAGAUCUCUGCAAUGCGGCAGAAGCAGAGCUCAGAGCAGCUUGGCAUCAACGCCGAAAAAAAUCACCAGCCAGGGAUGCUGAACACAAAAGGGCUUAAACUGGAUCCAAUCAAAUCGACGGCGGUCCAACCAUCGCCUUUGAAAUCUCCCCAAGUGGAGCUUUCGCAUUCCACGAGUUCGGAGGCGAUUGCUCUGCUCAAAGCAGAACGCCCUAAGUCACCGUGUCCAAACGGCGUCAGGCAGAGCCAGGAUUCCACAGCGCACGAACGCGGCAAGGCGGCACGAAGCAGCGUCGGCUCGCCCGAGCCGUCGGUUCCGAACGUCGCGCUGGGGAAGCUGACGUUCGUGAAAACCGUGGCGACCCCUUUGGAGGUGCUCGACUCGAAGCCGAAGCGAGAGCCGAGCGGCAGAGUGGCGAGCUCCUCCGUCCCCCGGCCCCAGCUCGCACGGGCCCUCACCAGCCUCGGCUUCUGCGAGACACCGGGCAGCGCGCGGUGCGCGGCACGGGCCCGGCCCCGCUCGGUAACCUCGGCCUCCCCGAAGCUGCACCGAGUCGGCGGGUUCACCACGUCGGCCGAGCGGCCUAUUGGCGACACGAGGAUGCUCUUCCAUCCCGGGCACCCGGGCGCUGGCGCGACCCCGAGCCGGGUGGGGUCCGCCGACAAAGGAACCCGCCGCCCCCUGGCCUCGCCGAGUCGCUUAGCCGAAUUGAGGUCUUGCACCGGGCGGUCCCAGGGGCAGCAGCUUAGCAGGGAGGCUCAGAGCCAGGCUGCGGCAGGCGUAAGGCAACGCGUGGUGGACAGGCAGGAUUUGAGCAGGUGCCGCUCUAGCAAGUGACGGGUCAUAACGCGCAUUUCUGAUUUAGGAAGUUGUGGAGAAGUAAGCAAUGGAUGCAUGCACACUCUACUGUGACGGGAUUGCACCGCAACGAGCCCCGGUCAUAAGUACGUCAAGCUAUGAAUGUGCACCUUUAGGUGUAGUAAUGGCUGGCACUGUUUCAAGAGGCAGAGGCAAUAACCCUGGUAUGGUUGUGACUGAACAGUUGUAUCAAGUCACUCAACUCUCAUGCUCUCCCUCCCUCGUGCUUAAAUUGACUUUCUCGCUCUCAUUUUAUCCGCUUUGGCUCUUGUCAAAUGUCACAAUACGAGUGGCCGAGUGGGCUCAGAGUUCAGGACACUGAGCUGGCACUGCGGAGGUCCUGGGUUCGAAUCCAAACGACAAAUUUGGUUUUACAUUUAAUUUUACGACAUAAUUAAACAUAAAGUUUGUUUGUCACGCAACAAAGUGGAUGGUAAGGUGUUGCCCUCGACUUUGUGGAUCAGAGGUCACUCGAAGGGAUUUCAAGAGGUAGUUCUGUGACAUCCCCUUCCGUGGGCUAUUCUCGAACACAAAAAGGUUUGCAGCAUGUGCUCAAGAAAGAAAAUGUCAUCUGCACACGCAAAGGAUGCUGGGAUUCGUGUUGUGUUUUCGGUUGGGAAACAACUUUUUUUGCAUUUAUAGUUAGUGCUCUUGGUGUAUCUGUUUUACACUCGUUGCUGUUUUGUCAGCUUAUUCCCAUCUCUUGAUUUAUAUACAGUCUCUUUGUUAGCGUGCAGUUUACAAUGUUAGUUUAAUGGCACUUAUAGAAAAAAAAUUGUUCCGUGCAUUGUAGCAACAAUCAAUAAAUGUAUUAGCCGGAUAUAAUACCAUCUUUCUCAGUCCCAGUCAUUAUAAGACGCAAUUGCAUUGCUAUAAAAACAAAGACACUGGUCUACAAUAAGGUAUACAUAUCACUUGUCAGCUGAUGUAAAACAAUAUCUGCUAUGCGUGGCAUUGUAAUAUCAGUGCUUAUAAAAACCAAGCACUUGAUGAUUUGUUUUGUUAAAGCCAUGUGAUGCUUGUGGGCUCUCAUUGUAAUUUAAUAAAUUAUACUUUCAUGCAUGAAAAUCUCGGGCUGCAUUUAUUCACGCAAUCCAAACGAAAUAAGCAGUAUUCUUAGCUCUUUCGGUAAAGUCACGUUAAAGGG
Molecule: messenger RNA, 4664 nt
Organism: Petromyzon marinus (sea lamprey)
Lineage: Eukaryota; Metazoa; Chordata; Hyperoartia; Petromyzontiformes; Petromyzontidae
Product: F-box and WD repeat domain containing protein 10B-like
Molecular function (GO): protein binding
Source: RefSeq, a predicted model, not a curated record